This is a messenger RNA of Conger conger (European conger), 7845 nucleotides long. RefSeq names its product huntingtin interacting protein 1 (gene hip1). The transcript is spliced from 31 exons. The record is from RefSeq and is a predicted model, not a curated record. Gene Ontology annotation, molecular function: phosphatidylinositol-3,4-bisphosphate binding; phosphatidylinositol-3,5-bisphosphate binding; clathrin-cargo adaptor activity. Gene Ontology annotation, cellular component: clathrin-coated vesicle; presynapse; extrinsic component of postsynaptic membrane. Bases 507 to 3539 code for a protein of 1010 amino acids. Lineage: Eukaryota; Metazoa; Chordata; Actinopteri; Anguilliformes; Congridae. Gene Ontology annotation, biological process: endocytosis; actin filament organization; clathrin coat assembly.
AACCUGCUCUUACAUCCUCUUUUUGCCUUUGCAACUCAUUUAUGUUCAGCGCACUCCUCGGGGGUGGGUUCAAUUCGGCGCUAUUUCGCUUCGUGUUUUUACCCGCAAUCCACAUCUUUCGGAAGAAAGCUCGCUGUUUAUCUUAACUACAUCGCCGUGGAAGAGCUGGACGACGGGGACAGCCAUGGAUUAAAUUGUCCUCUGUUGAAUCGCACAUUUUGAAGAACCCCCCACGGCAACACACAGCCAUCCCUCACUCACAAACAGUCCGUUCUUUUCCUUAUGAACGAAUGCUGAGUUUCAGGAGUUAUCGUUGAACAGGGUUUCUUUUUAGUUCUACUUCAAAAGAGCAAAAGAGACGGCGAUUCUGGACACAUGUUGAGCUGAAAGACCACAGCAUCCCGUCCCCUCCCUGAGUGGACUUAUUUUUUUUACAGCAAGCCCACGGAUUGCCCGAUUGCUCACCGAGUGUUUUCGUCGUUCACCUUUUGCAAAUUAGGACAACUAUGGAUCUGGGUAAAAUGGCGGUGAGCAUCAACAAGGCCAUCAACACUCAGGAGGUGGCCGUCAAGGAGAAGCACGCCAGGACCUGCAUCCUGGGCACGCACCAUGAGAAAGGGGCCCACACCUUCUGGGCGGCAGUCAACCGCCUGCCCCUGUCCAGCAACGCCGUGCUGUGCUGGAAGUUCUGCCACGUCUUCCACAAGCUGCUCCGGGAUGGCCACCCCAACGUAAUAAAGGACUCCAUGAGGAACAAAGCUGACCUGAACGACAUGAGCAGGAUGUGGGGCCACCUGAGCGAAGGCUACGGCAAGCUGUGCAGCAUCUACCUCAAACUGCUUAUCACCAAAAUGGAGUUCCACAUCAAAAAUCCACGUUUCCCAGGCAACCUGCAGAUGACGGACAGGCAGCUUGAUGAAGCGGGAGAGAACGAUGUCAACAACUUCUUCCAGAUGACUGUGGAGAUGUUCGACUACCUGGAGUGUGAGCUGAAUCUCUUCCUGGGCGUGUUCAGCUCCCUGGACAUGUCUCGCUCAGUGUCGGUGACUGCAGCAGGACAGUGCCGCCUGGCCCCUCUGAUCCAGGUCAUCCUGGACUGCAGCCACCUGUACGACUACACCGUCAAACUGCUGUUCAAACUGCACUCCUGCCUCCCAGCCGAAACCCUCCAGGGACACAGGGACCGCUUCCAGGAGCAGUUUAAGAAACUCAAGUCUCUGUUCUACCGCUCCAGCAACCUGCAGUAUUUCAAGAGACUCAUUCAGAUCCCACAGCUGCCUGAGAACCCCCCAAACUUCCUGCGGGCGUCGGCUCUGUCGGAGCACAUCAGCCCGGUGGUGGUCAUCCCUCUGGAGGCCUCGUCCCCGGAGAGCGAGCACGUGGUGGAGACGGAGGACCUGGUGGACACCGACAUCCCGGCCCACCCGAGCGUGGAGAACAGGUUCGACGACGUCUUCGGCUCGACCUCCGCAUCGGACCCUUUCAACUUCAACAGUCAGAACGGCAUGUGCAAGGACGACAAGGAGCGUCUGAUUGAGCAGCUCUCCCGGGAGCUGAAGGAGCUGAAGGAGGAGCUGGAGUCCUUCAGAGCUGAGAGCACGCGGCUGUGCCAGGCGCUGCGGGGGCGUGUCAGCGAGCUGGAGGCGGAGCUGGCGGAGCAGAGCCACCUGAAGCAGCAGGCCCUGGGGGAGAGCGAGUUCCUGCGGGCGGAGCUGGAGGACCUGCGCCGGGUGAAGGAGGACACGGAGAAGGAGCAGCGCAGCCUGACCGAGAUCGAGAGGAAAGCCCAGGCCAAUGAGCAGCGCUACACCAAGCUGAAGGAGAAGUACACCGCGCUGGUGCAGAGCCACGCCGACCUGCUGAGGAAGAACGCGGAGGUGACGCGGCAGAUGACGGUGGCGCGGGCGGCUCAGGAUGAGGUGGAGAGUGUGAGGAGAGAGAUGCAGGAGAAAGUGAAGGCUGCUUCAGAAGAUGCACAGAGACAGGAGGAGGUGCAGGCGGAGCAGCUGCAGGCCCUGCAGGGGGAGCUGCAGAGCAACAGAGAGGAGCUGAGCCAACUGAGGGAGGACAUGACCUCCUCACAGCAGUCGACCGAGGAGCUCCAGGCCCGCCUCUCGGCUCUGGAGGAGGAGAGGGCGGGGCUGGCCGAGACGGUGGCGCAGAAGGAGGCGGAGCUUACGGGGCUGGGGGCGGAGCUGGAGAGAGUGCAGGGCAGCCUGGCCAGUGAGAGGGAGAGCGGGGUGAAGGUGGCAGAGUCCCUACAGAACCAGCUCAACGAGAAGGAGAGCCGGGAGCAGGCCCUGGAGACUCAGCUGGUGUCGGCCCGCUGGGCCGCCCUGCAGGGGGCGCUAGAGGAGGGUGGGCGGAUCAUUCAGGACGCUCUGUCCUGCCUGGAGGACCCGGCGCACAUCAGCUGCACCAGCUCAGCAGAUUACCUGGUGUCCAGGUGUGAGAGUGCUCUGGAGAGUGUGGGUCGGCUGCAGGCUGCCAGAGACGGCUACCUGACCGACAGCACAGACGUGUCGGAGAUGCUGCGCUCCGUGGCCAGUUUCGCCCACCUGGUCAGCGACACCAUCGUGCAGGGCAGCGCCACCACCCACAUGGUGCCCGUGGACCAGGCUGAGUCGCUGGCAGAGGACGUGAAGUUGUGUGGUGCUGAGGCCCUGGCCCUGCUGGAUCAGCUGAAGGACCAGGAGAGCCUGGGGGCUGCAGACAGCGCCAAGCUCAGGGCCGCGCUGGGCAACGUUAAGGACACGGCCGAGAAACUGAGGCCUCGGGGUCUGGAGCUGCAGCAGGGGGAGCUGGGAGAUCUGGUGGAGCAGGAGAUGGCCGCCACCUCGGCCGCUGUGGAGUCUGCAGCCUCUCGCAUUGAGGAAAUGCUGAGCAAGUCCCGAGCUGUCGACACCGGGGUGAAGAUGGAGGUCAACGAAAGGAUCCUGGCCUCCUGCACAGACCUCAUGCAGGCCAUCAAAGUGCUGGUGCUGUCGUCUAAAGACCUGCAACGGGAUAUUGUGGAGAGCGGAAGGGGGGCAGCGUCCAUGAGGGAGUUCUACGCCAAGAACUCUCGCUGGACUGAAGGCCUGAUCUCUGCCUCUAAAGCCGUGGGAUGGGGAGCCACCAUGCUGGUGGACGCUGCUGACCUGGUGGUGCAGGGGGAGGGGAAGUUUGAGGAGCUGAUGGUGUGCUCUCACGAGAUCGCAGCCAGCACCGCACAACUGGUGGCUGCUUCCAAGGUGAAGGCGGACAAGGACAACUCCAACCUGACCCGUCUGCAGCAGGCCUCCCGGGGCGUCACCCAAGCAACCGCGGGGGUCGUGGCCUCCACCAAAUCUGGCAAGUCCCAGAUCGAGGAAACAGACACCAUGGACUUCUCCAGCAUGACCCUCAUUCAGAUAAAGAGACAGGAGAUGGACUCACAGGUGUGUGUGCUGGAGCUGGAGACGCGGCUGCAGAAGGAGAGGGAGCGUCUGGGGGAGCUGAGGAAGAAGCACUACGAGUUGGCCGGGGUGGCCGAGGGCUGGGGCGAGGAGGAGGGCUGAGGCCCACACCAGCCCCGCCCUCACCUCCGUCAUCCUCAGACCAACACUCUUCUUCCACUACCUGCUACAUUCGACAGUUUUUACACCCUCCCCUUCUUCCCGUCUUCUGCUCAGUUUUUUCUCAUUUUAAUUAACCUCCAAGCCAAAUAAAAAAGGUGCUCUUUUUUAAAAAUAAACACCCCCCUCCUCUCGUCCCCCCGCUCUGGCUCGUAGAAGCUUCCACGUCUGAAGCCAUGUUCGGCGGGCGCGUAGCCGGGGGAAGAGAAGUCACCGCUCCAGGAGUGGACUGCCUCUCGCCCCACCUCCUGGACCUCCGAUGUACUGCACCCUCUUUCUGUUAUUUAUUAGGUUUUGUUUUUUCCUCCUUCCGAUUUAAGGAGCGUCCCUUUUUCCUCUGAGGACUCUUCCCCCUCGCAGCCUGUGAAGACUGUUGGACUGCAUGCCGUUCCCUUCCCCCGGUACUAAACACUACAUUACCCAGGAUGCAUCGCUGCCUCCUCAUCAACCAGUGUGGUGCAAGGAGGAACCCUUCCUCCUUCCCCGGCAGUGUACUCCUCAGAAUAUUCCCGACCCCGACCACAUGGAGCGCAAGACUCUUUCCCGGCCAGUUGACCUUUGACCUGUGACCUGCAGUUUCACACUUCUCCUAACCCCCCCCCCCCCCUUUUGCCUGCCCACAGCAGACUGCCCCCUGCUGUUCAGUCUUCACAUGAACAUACGUGAGGUUUAUAUUUCUUUCUUUCUUUUUUCCUACACUCGUCGUAUUGCACACUUCAUUGUGGCUUGUGUAGUGAUCACAACGCAGAACUGUGAAGUAGUGCUCAUUCACUGUGUUCCAGAGGGCGUGGUGCUUACGGCUCGGAGACAGACUGAGAAUGAGCAGAGAGGCGUAGCCACGUGACCCCCUCCCUCUCAGUCGUCCUAGCGUGUUUCCCACCCGUGUCACACGUGUGCUUCAAAUAGUCCACCUGUUAGUAGUUAGCUGAUAACUACUCCCACUCUGUGUCAGAUGCCCAGUGACCCAGUACGACAGGUGGGGCUCCUAGAGCUGAACACGCAAUUUGAAUUCAAAUAUCAUGUACAGAUAUUGACUGUUUUGAGACGACCUAUUGGCCAUACGACUGUGGAUGAGUAACCUGUAGGCUGAAGGUGAUUGGUCAGUUGCCCGAAUGGGAGCCCCCGUAUAGGAGUUCACUGGGAAGCCAUUUUGUUUGCCUGGAAAGUGUAUCUCAUCAGGCCAGCACUGUGUUUACACUGGUAAAGUUUUCAAACCACCUGCCACGGUAAAACACACUAGUGAACCUGGGGUUUCACACCAUAAUGUCACAGAUACCUGCAUGUUACAGCGUUUCAUUUUGUCUCAGAUUAUUUAUUUGUGUCGACCGUUUCCUGAACACAAUUCUUCUUGUCAUCACACGCUCAUAGUUAUUUAUAGGUUUGUCAUUAAUGAUCUUUGAUUGUUGCAGCAGCUCAUACUGUUCAGCUAUCGAAUUAAUCAACAGUAAUAACGUUAUUUAUAUAAUGCUUCACAUAUUGUUAAAUGUAUGUAUUCAUCAGCACACACAUACCUAACCAGCAGGCCGUACACUAAACCCAGUGUGUGAGUCUCAGUAGAGGCUUUCUGCAGCAGCAGGCUAAAUCAGUUGAAUCUGGUUGUUUCCAACAUUAUAAUCAGGCUCACACCGUUACAACAGUGUCUGGCUGGCAGGCUAUCACUGAAUCGUAUUACUACACAGAAGUGCAGAGCUGGAGUUGAUUAGCUAUCUAAACAUUAAAUAUAAAUAUAUAUGUCUAUAAUUGUUGACAGUGUGAGUCUAUUAUCCAUUAUGUUUUUACUCAUAAGUUAGCUGACCUUUGCUGAAUAUUAUAUUGUAGCUACACUAGCGAUUCUCUCAGACUGUAGCUAAAGACUGAAGCUCCACUUCAGUCAGCUUGUGUUCUUCUCUUAAGUACUCAUAAAAAGGAAAAGGUUUGUGUAAAAUAUCGAAAAGCAAAUAGACAAAAUGCUUAAAAUUAUAAUGACAUGGUUAUUUUGUCCAGUGGCAAUAUUUAUACAGAGGCAAUAUUCAGAAUACUAAAGAAUUUAAAGCACAGUGUAUGCAUUGAGUAUAUAAUGCCAAUCAGUAUGUGUAGCCUUUGUCUGAAGUAGCGGUUGGCAGCAGUCUCCGUGUAUAAGCAGAUGGGCUAGUUGUAUUGGCAUGUUUGUGAUCUUUCUCCAUUGGGUGUGGCUGGCAGGAGUUCAAACAGGUGGAGAGUGUAGCACAUUACAUUUUCUGCUCAAAUAUGAGACAGGGUGAAGCUUAUGUUGGAUCUUGUCUUCAUAUUUGGAAGAGCAGAAAACAAGAGCUUGAUGUUUGAGGAUGCCUCCCUGAGCACACUCUGUGCCAGACCCUGAGUGUUUGAGUGUUUAGUUUUGCUCUUCUUGCCGUUUAGAAGUAUAAGCUUUUAUUAGCUGCUGCUGCUGUUAUCAUUUGAAAUGUUACUCGUUUUAAUCCAUUGACUUUGCUCGUGAUUUAGAUUCUAGUACCUCGUGUAGCUAUUUCAACUUUACUGUUAUUUCCGUACGUGUCAUAUACAGCUCAGUUAAGUGUUGUAAAUAUUCAGUAUUACAUUAAUAUCCAUUGGCGAAUGGCCGGUGUUUGUCUGUACAGACGUGUAUCUAUCCCUGUUUCCACACACAACCCUUUAUACUCGUUAUCUGGCAGUGCUUUGAAUGCUUCAGUAGUGUGCUAAGACUUGGCCUGGCAAGCUGCAUUCACUCCUGUAUUAAAGUCAGAUGUUUUAGAAGUGGGGAGGGGGGAAGCUUAAAGUGGGGGGACCUAAACUUAAGUCCAAACUCUUCCUAUGCAGGCAAUCUUAACCGAACCACCUGAGGCCAAUGGUCAUGACUGUUAAAAUGUGAAGUGUGUGUAGUGUGGGUAUGCUGGAAUGCACUGCUCUGUUGGACACCUUUGCAAACCGUUUGGAGCCAGUCGUAUGAUAUGAUAUAUGGACUUUUUUUCUUUCUUUUUUUUUUUUCUCCUCCUACCAACAUACAGCAGCCAGCCAACCAACCAAAUUAGCAGGCCAGUACAGUGACAUGAGAAGACAGUGCCUUGAAUGUGAGUGGAGGGGUGGGGCUGGUGGGGUCGCCUCCGCUCUGAAAAGCUGCAAAACGGUGAGGGCAAUCCAGUGGUUGGGGGGAUUUUUUUAAACCUGCUAUCCAGAGGAGCUUGAAUUCGAGGCCCGCUGUGUUGUCCGCGGUUGGGAUCCCCUGUCUGGAUGGACCGUGGCGGGGGACCUGGCCUGUCUGGGCAGGGUUUUUCCCCAAGAGGGGUGCAGAUUUUUAUGGAAAACGGAUCCCCAAUCCGUGCUUUUGUAUGAAUUAGGAACCGACUGGAGGCGUUGCACGUGUACACCACGGACGGGAGGGUGGCAUCAUGCUGGCAGCCAAUGACUGGUCCGCUCCGUCAGCACAAACUCACGGGGUCCAAUGGCCUUUGUGGAGAGGACACAGGAGGCGGGGCCUCAGCUUGGCCUGUGACACGGAGGCACAUAAAGGCACCAACCACCCAAAGUCUGGAGGUCUUCCCAUUGGAUCCAUUCAGUAGACAGUUACUCGCUUUGAACACAAAGGGUGAGAGAAAGGCACCACCUGUACCUUCUCUCAGUCACUCGGACAUAGGAUGUGUUCAGCUUACCUUCACAAGGAAUGCAGCCUUUUCUGAUUGGUUUAGCUGGUCCAUGUGACUUGUCUGGGUCAGUUGUAGAUAAGCAUGUGAUUGAUGCAGAGUGAAAAGCGUCACACCCAUGCCACGUUGAGUUGUUGAUUGGAUAAAUUGUUCCGGUAUGCCUUUGUGUGUGUCUGUGUGCGUGCGCGUGCGUGUGUGUGCGUGUGGGCAGUGUGGUUGGUGGUUGGUUAGUGUGGGGAGUCCGUAGCAGCGUGGGUGCACGCCUGGGUCUUAUUAAACCAAUCCGUAUUCUUCAGUUCAUCGCGAUCUGUAGCACUGUUUUAGUUUGUAGGUGAAGUUGUAACACUGGGUUUAGUUCGUAGGCGAAGUUGUAACACUGGGUUUUUAACAUUCUUUUAUUCCCCAGUUUAUUUCUCCAAUGUGCAUCUUAUUAAUCGUGUGCCCUGGGUGCAUGUCCGUGCUCGUACCAGCUCAGCCAGCCUUUCAACUGCCUCUCACUUUCGACAAGAGAAAAUCCUUUAUUAAAACUUUCAUUAAUAAAACAUCACAAAAUUACGAAAAAACUCUUUGUACCAUAUACUAAAAAUGUUUUGUUUUUAUUAAAGCAAACGACAUGAAUAAAAAGCAUAACUGGU